Messenger RNA from Talaromyces proteolyticus, 942 nucleotides. Its product is annotated as RTA1 like protein-domain-containing protein. The record is from RefSeq and is a predicted model, not a curated record. Gene Ontology annotation, cellular component: membrane. The transcript is spliced from 6 exons. NCBI's taxonomy places the organism in Eukaryota, Fungi, Ascomycota, Eurotiomycetes, Eurotiales, Trichocomaceae. The coding region runs from base 1 to 942 and encodes 313 amino acids.
AUGGCACAAAGCUGUCCAGCGGUCGAUGUUUCCGACCAAGACCGGCUAUGGAGUUUUUGUCCUUCGAAAACAGGCGCCGCUAUCAUGGCCGUGGUGUUCGCCUUAGUGACGGUCGCUCACUUUUUCCAAAUGUUCUUCCACAGGAAACCCUACUGCCUGGUUGUUGUAAUAGCGGCAGCGCUGCAGACCGUAUCUUACAUCUUCCGCUACAUCAGUAUUGAUCACCCGACAGACCUUGGGCCUUAUGCUGUUCAAUUUGUUGGAGUUCUGAUCGCACCGAUAUUCACGAACGCAUUUGUAUACAUGGUGUUUGGACGGAUGGUUUGGAACUUCACCAACAAUGCCAAAAUUGGCGGAAUCAAACCGUGGAGGUUUGGCUUGAUCUUUGUUCUUUUGGAUAUUCUCUCUUUCUUCGUGCAGAUUAUUGGAGGAAUUAAAACAGCAAAUCCACGCAACGACUAUAAUGCAGUGAUGACCGGAAUCCACAUUUACAUGGGUGGGAUUGGUAUCCAGCAAUUCUUUAUUCUGGUUUUCUUCUUCUUUGCAUUCAACUUCCACCGAACCAUGAAUCGAGAAGGAGGCAAUCCCAGGAUGGCUUAUAUGCUAUUGUACGCUUUGUACUUCGCUCUGCUAAUGAUCACCGUUCGUGUUAUCUUCCGUCUUGCUGAAUUCGGUGGAGGCACGAAGGGCCCCACCAUGACUCACGAGAUUUACCAAUAUCUGCUUGAUACACUUCCAAUGUUCCUUGCCAACAUUGUAUUCAACUUUGUCCAUCCAGGAUCUAUUAUGGCUGGUAGAGAUGGCAACUUUCCUAGUCGCAAAGAGCGAAAGAACGGGGUCUUGACAAAAACUAAACGCAAUAUGGAACUGUCUUCCACAGAAUUCGUUCAAUAUGCGACAGCGCCAUAUCCUCCAACUCAUUAUGCUCCGGUCCAUCAAUAA